UGAGCGUCUGUCUCUCAGCAGUAGCAGGGAAGAUGGCAACUGUCGCAUCUCUCACCCAGGUGGUGAGUGGAAAUCCUGUUUAUGAGAACUUCUACAGACAGGUGGAUCCUGAAAAUACUGGCAGAGUAGGACCAACAGAAGCAGCGCUGUUUCUCAAAAGGUCUGGAUUACCUGACAGUACUUUGGGGAAGAUUUGGGAUUUGGCUGAUCCUGAAGGAAAAGGCUAUUUGGACAAACAGGGAUUUUAUGUUGCUCUCCGUUUGGUGGCCUGUGCGCAGAGUGGUCAGGAAGUCAGUGUUUCUAGCACCAACCAAACAGUCCCUCCUCCACAGUUUAAGGAUACCAGCAGUCCCUCUUUGUGCAGCACAACCUCUUUGUCUUGUGAAUUGCAGUGGGCUGUUAAGCCUGAAGAGAAGAAUACAUUUGAUGGGAUUUUUGAAAGUCUGGUGCCCAUCAACGGCCUUCUGUCAGGAGAGAAGGUCAGACCAGUCCUCAUCAAUUCCAAGCUACCUCUAGAUGUCCUUGGCAAGGUUUGGGAUUUGAGUGACAUUGAUAAAGAUGGCCAUCUGGACAAGGAUGAAUUUGCAGUGGCCAUGCACCUUGUGUAUCGGGCCUUAGAGAAGGAGGCGAUUCCCGUGCUCCUCCCCUCUUCCCUCAUUCCUCCAUCAAAGAGGAAGAAGAGCUUCUGUUCAGUGCAAUGUCCUGUUCCUGGACUACCAGCCAGCUCCCCACCACUGAAAGACUCACUACAUUCCACACCCUCUCAUGGCAGCAUGACAUCCCUCAACAGCACCGGCAGCCUGUCACCCAAACACACUCUCAAGUCAGGACCGCAUUCACUCAACUGGGUGGUGCCAUUGUCAGAACGUGGUCGCUAUGAUGACAUCUUUCUGAAGAUGGAUGCAGAUCUGGAUGGCUUUGUCAGUGGACAGGAAGUAAAGGAUAUCUUCAUUCAAUCUGGACUUUCUCAGAACAUCCUUGCACAUAUAUGGUCUUUGGCAGAUACAAGACAGAUAGGCAAACUGAACAGGGAGCAGUUUGCCCUUGCGAUGCAUCUCAUCCAUCAGAAAGUAGGCAAGGGUAUUGACCCACCCCAAGUCCUCACUGUUGACAUGAUACCUCCAUCAGAGAGAGGAACUCCCAUACCUUCAAUGUCUGGAUAUCUGACUCCAAUAGGAUCAGAGAUGGUUGCUCUGUCAGAAAUCAGAAGGGACAGCUCUAGUUCAGUGGGUUCAGGGGAGUUCAGUGGCAUCAAGGAGCUUGAUGAUAUUAGUCAGGACAUAGCCCAGUUGCACAGGGAGAAGUACACUCUGGAGCAGGAUAUUAGGGAGAUGGAAGAAGCUAUCAGACAAAAGAGUGCUGAGGUGCAGGAGAUGCAGAAUGACAUGGACAGAGAGACAACCGAUAUGCAGGAACUGGAGGUACAGAAGCAAGAUGCUCAGGACCGUUUGGAGGAGAUGGAACAGCAAAAGCAUAAAUUGGAAGAUAUGUUGAAUGAAGUACGACAGAAGUGCAAGGAAGAAUCUCAAUUGAUCUUAACUCUUCAGAGACAGAUCCAUUCUCAGGAGUCAGAUUUACAAAACCAGGAGGAAGAGCUUAGCCGAGCAAAGGCUGACUUGGACCAUCUACACCAGGAGGAGAGACAGCUGGAACAGAGCCUGGCUGCUGGCAAGAUUCAACUGGAAACCAUCAUCAUUUCACUGAAGUCGACUCAGGACGAAAUCAACCAAGCUCGCGGCAAGUUAUCCCAGAUUCAGGACUGUCAGCAGGAGAUGUCUAAAGGAAUUGAGCAGAACAGCAGCACCUUCAAUGGUACCAAUGGAGGCAGUAUGACAAACCUGGCCGACAUGAGCGAAAGCUUCAAUGACAAAGAGAGUGGAGGCUUUUCAGGUGCAGGAAAGGGAAGACAGGAAGAUAUAUUCAAAGUUAAGUCAUCAGUGUUCUACAGUCAGCCUCAAGACCUUCAAUCGGACCUUUUCAACUCUGAAGACCCAUUUAAAACAGACCCAUUCAAAGGUGACCCAUUUGAAAGUGACCCAUUUGGAAAGUCAUCAUCUACAUCGACAGAUCCCUUUGAAGGAGAUCCGUUUAAAGAAGCAGAUCCAUUCAAGGCUUCAUCAGAAGAUUUUUUUAAGAAGACUACAAAAAUGGAUCAUUUUUCCACAAUAGAUCCUUUUUGUAAAAGUGCCACUUUACCCUCCAAGCAAACAAGUCACUUUGCUGGAGGUGACCCAUUUUCUACAAACCACCAGAAACCCAGAGGAUCAGAUCUAUUCUCAACACUGGACCCCUUUGGACCCACAAACAGCUGCACUGGCUUUGCAGACUUCACCCACAUGUCAAAAGCCAGAGACCCCUUUGAAGGAAGAGCCAACUGGCUUCCAGAUUAUCAGAAGCCAGUGUUCAUAGAUGACCCUUUCACCAGGAAAACAGACAUGCCAGCCCUGCCACCUAAAAGAAGUAUACCACCAAGGUCCAAACCACCUAGCGGUACAACAACACCAGUAAGCUUGAUCGCCACAGCAGAUCCUUCCAAACCAUGUGACCCUUUCCAGCCUUUUGGUGCUGAUGUCAUAGACCAUUUCCAGGCUAAAAAAGGUGUAUGUGACCCGUUCAGUGGAAAAGAUCCCUUCAUCCCAUCAUCAGCAUCAAGUAAUGCUCCUAAAGAAUCUACCUCCGGUUUUAAAGAUGUCAGUUCUGACCUGACAAAGUCAAGUUUGGGAAUGAAGCUCAGCAACUUGAAUGGGCCAAGCGAGAGAGUGAGCGGGCAGAGCGAGAUCGACUGAAGAGGCUCAGGCAACAGGAACAGGAAGACCUGGAGCUGGCCAUUGCCCUUAGCAAGGCAGAGAUGUCUAAUGCAUGACAUCUAAAUCUAACAUGCAUCUAACUCGGAUGACAUUAUAAUAUGAACACAUCUAAACACACACACAACCUUGCACCACCAUACUUAACAAAUAGCUGCAAAACUUGUUUGGUUGCAUGACAAAAAUUGAUUUAAUAUGUGACAGGAGGAAGAGGAACUUUUGAAGGAUGUAUACAAUGUGUAUUAAUUACCACUUUAGUUCUGGAUAUCAAGACUGAUGCAGACAAAACAAUUUACUAGGAUUUGAGUCUAUAGCAGCUCUUUUUCUGGUACUUUCACAAUGUGAAAAACAGCAUGUCGGUUAACCUGGCAUUGAGCGACAAAGAAGCUAAUACAGAUGUAGAUUUGUGUCAUGGUGACAAACUGAAAGGGAGAAUGUUUUCUCCUCUAACAUUUCAUAGGAUUUGGCAUUUUUGUGCAUGAUGCCACAAAAAAGUGAUUUAACAAGGAAAUGAUCAGGUGUAAGAAAAUUAGAUGAUUACUAAUAAUCAGUAAGACAUAACCAAGAGGUGAGAUAUCAAGAUUUUAAGACUCUAAAAUCUUUAUCAGAUAUAGAGAAAUUAGGUAGAUAUUCAUUUGUUCACUCUAUUUUUGGAAUGAUUUCAAAAUAGCUUGAUAUUCCUCUGUGUGCCACGCAAAAUUAGCAUAGAAUCUCAAGCAAGACAGAAUUGUUCAGAAAUUCCAGAGACAAAAUUGCUUUUGUCUCUCUAGAGCCAAAAGCAGUUGAAAUCAGGUAUUUCCAUACAGCUGUGGAGGAAUCCAAAUCCAAAUCCCUGUUGUCCCUCCCACAGGUUAUAAGGCAAACUCAUACCUUCUGAGCCACCAUUCCCCAAUCCCAAACAUUUCCUGAUCUAGGUCUAAUGUAUUUGUAUUUGUAUUGUAUAAGAUUUUAUUCAUCAUUUCUUUUAAAUUCAAAAUUCAACAAAUAUUGUAAUAUUUGGUAGAAUUGGUGUGUAAACUAUAUACAAGGUCAAAGUUAGUAGAAUUUGUUCUGUUAGUAUGAUAAGAAUGAGGCAGGAGGUGAGGUUAACAUGUACUUUACUUCACAUCACAACUUCCACAUAUACAUUGGUUAAUAUGUUACAUGUCAAGAUAACUGUACACAUCUGUUUUCUCUUCCCCUUUUGAGGAAGACAAAAAGUAAAUAAUCCAUCAUCAGUUGAGAUUACAACUUUACAUUUUUGGGCUGAUGUUUCAGAAGUCACUUUCAUAAUUCUGCAUAAUAUUCUUCCCUCAUGUUAGUUUUUGGGAUGUGCCCAAGUUCAGCCCAUCUUUCACAUCUUUGUGACUAGAAGAUGCUAACCCAAACAGUCACAGUAUUUUUUGACUGGCUUUUAGUUGAGUAUUGAGAAAUAUAAAGAUAACAUAGAGCUGGCACUACUUUGGGAUGCUGUUCUCAGGCUUACAAGAUAAUGCAACAAUGGCAAAACACUUUGACACGGUUGGAUCAGAGAACAGAACAUGUAUCGGAUCCAAUAUCAGAGACAUGAUAUCGGAUCCAAUAUCAGAGACAUGAUAUCGGAUCCAAUAUCAGAGACAUGAUAUCGGAUCCAAUAUCAGAGACAUGAUAUUGGAUCAGAUAUGUCAAAUAAGACAUUUGUUCCAGAGCUCAAAAAAGCAAAAACAAACAAAAAAAAAACAUUCUCACUUUUCCUCAUCUCCUCAUCAGGUGGACUUUAAGCCCAUGAAUGACGGUGGUACAGAACUUGUUUUGUUGUAAAUAUACCAGCAUCUUCACAAGGGUUUUGCUUUUCUUCUGUGGUUGCAACACGUUCAUCUUUGGGACACAGAACCUAGUAUGAUGGUCGGGAUAUUUUCGUGCUGUAUGUUUGCAUUCAUGCAUUUCGUGCAUUCAUGUUUGCUGACAGAAAAUUUUCACUUUCAGGCACAUAGAAAUAAGUGAUGGAUAAACCAGACAUAGUGAGGUCCAAAAUUUUCAUAUUGUAGUAUAUGUUGAAGAAUUUUUUAGUUUUUAUCAUAAUGCUACAUUAGUAUAACAUGAGUUUGAAGUGAUACCAAUAUCCAGAAGGUGAUAUGCAGAAUAACAGCAUAGUGUGAACAGUUUUUUUAGUCUGAACUCCUGACUCUGAAAAAGUAGUAAGAAAAACUUUUUUUGAGAAAUUCUUUCUUUACUCUGGUGUUUAGCAAAUAAAAAUAAUUUUGGUUAAAAAAAAAAGCUGUUUAGUCUGAUUUAACAGAAAUUAAAAGGGGGAAAUUGUGUUGCAUCUUCUUGAAUGUAAAAUCUGAUUUCAACUGUAUAUGGAUUCCAGCUUGGCUGCCCCUGAGAACCCUCCCAGAACAAGUUGGAACAUCAAACCUGCAAACAUUUGUCAGCUGGAUCAUGCCCUUCAUCCACAGAGUGUAUGAACCCCAAUCACCACCCUGAGGAUUGCUCUCAUCCUUGCAAAGGACUCACAGGACAUCUGGGUUUCUCUACUGAACAUUAUGUGUGUGACCACACAAAAAAACGUUCCACAAGGGACUUUCCUCAAGCCUGAAAAUUUCCCUUUCACACUCCUAAGAAUUGCAUUCCAGAGUAGUUGGUAUGAUCUUUGGCACUAUUUGUUCUUUUUUUUUUUUCUCUGAGUAAGCAAAGUGUGCAUACCCUUUCAUCAGAGUUGAAAGGGUAGCGAAUCUGAUGAAUCUCAAGCAAGACAGAAUUGUUCAGAAAUUCCAAAGUACCAGAGCUCUGAUAUUUGUACCAGGAACUUAUAUUAGUUUGUUUACAUGCUGUAUAACUUAAUGCAUUGAAAUUACUACAACAAAUACUCCAGGGACUGAACAUUCCAUCUCAGGUGUUUUCAGAUUGUUAGAUAUCAGAUAGUCACAAAAGCACUAUUUUGGUGUUUUGGUGUAAUAUCAGAAAAACAUGCAACAAUAUGGUGAAUGUUGCAAUAAUGAUGUGAUUUGCAAUGAAAAUACAAAUAAGUAAACAGUAUUACCAUUUUUGGUUCAUAGCAGUACUGUAAAAUAGUGUGGUCAAAGGUAUUCAAGGGAAACAAACAAACAGCAUCAACCACAGUUCAUAGAAGGAAACUCAAAAAGUUACUUCAAAGAAAAAUCAAAGCAAUCCUUCAAAGGAAACCCUCUAAUUCAGGGGCGUCAACAUCCAGUCCUGGAGGGUCGGUGUCCUGCAACUUUUAGAUGUGCCUCUGCUGCACCACCUGAAUAGAAUAAUUAGGUGAUUAGAAAGACUCUGGAGAACAAGGAGGAGGUAAUGAAGCCAUUUCAUUCCUGUGUUUUGUACCUGUGGCACAUCUAAAAACUGCAGGACAGCGGCCCUCGAGGACUGGAGUUUUACACCCCUACUCUAAUUGGUAGAACCCAGCAACGUAAUUAAUGACAUCAUCCAGACAUUUAAGCAGGAAACACUGGGCCGACCCCUCCCAUACUCCUGCCCUGCUGCAGAACUACAAGGGACAAACAAUGGUGAAUAAAAAAGAUACCAAAUACUAUGAAUAUACUUUGAAACAAAAAUAAACAAAUUAAUCAAUAACCCAGAAGUAAUAAUUUUAACCUAAACAUACAGUAUAAAUAGAUGGAAAUUACAACAUAAUGCUAACACAAACAAACCUGGGAUAGUAAGUGAAGCAAAGUUGCAAAGUAAUGGGGAAGGGAAAUCUGCCACAACAUUCUUCUUUCCAGCUUUAUACUGAAUCUUGAAACGAUAAGGUUGCAAUGAUGGGUAACAUCUGGUGAUUCUUGCAUUGGUCUCUCUCAUUCUAUUCAUCCAGUGUAAAGCUCGGUGGUCUGUCUCAAGCACAAAUUCACCACCCAGCAGAUAAUACUUUAAAGUGUCAAGAACCAAUUUUAUUGCCAAAAGCUUCUUUUUCUAUUGUAGAGUACCUCAUUUCUCUGGGAAAGAGCUUUCGACUUAUGUAUUGCACUGGUCUUUGGUCUCCCCCAUCACCUUGCAGCAACACAGCUCCUAGCACCACUCCUGAAGCAUCGGUCCGCACAAUAAGUAGGCGUGCAAAAUCUGGACACUGCAACACAAGUUCAUUACAUAAACAGUUCUUCAGAUCUGCAAAUGGAGCCUCACAUUCUGGAGUCCAUACAAUCUUGUUGGGACAAGAUGUAUGUGUCAAGUCACUAAGAAUGGCUGGUCUCUGAAAAGUUGGGGAUGAACCGAUGGUAUCAGCCAACCAAACCUAGAAAAGAUCUUAACUUUUUCUUAGUUGUAGGAGGAGGACAAGCAGCAAGACUAUCAACAUUACUCACCUGAGGGCGGAUAACCCCACCCCCGAUGUCGUAACUCAAGUAUUCAACCUCAGUCUUGGCAAUGUGACACUUUCCAGGGUUGAUGACAAAACCCGCUGUUUUGAUUCUUUGUAGGACUUCUGUCAGAUGCUUCACAUGGUCUUUCCAUGUCUGACUGAACACCACAAUGUCAUCGAUGUAAGCUGCUGCAUAGCCAUCAGCUCCUUUUAAAACUAAGUCCAUCAUCCUUUGAAAUGUAGCAGGAGCUCCAUUAAGUCCAAAAGGCAUAGUUCUGAAACAAUAAAGUCCACUAGGAACCCUGAAAGUAGUUAAAUCCCUUGAGAACUCAGUUAGUGGAACUUGCCAAUAACAUUUACAGAGGUCAAGUGUUGUAAGGUACUUGGCAUUCCCCAAAUGCUCAAUAAGUUCAUCAACUCUUGGCAUUGGAUAAGCAUCAAAUACAGAAACAGCAUUAAGUUCUGAGAAAUCAACACAAAAUCUCUGUCUUGAGUCAUUUUUCUUGGGAACAAGCGCCACAGGGCUGCACCACUCACCUCUGGAAGGCUCUAUGAUCUCCAUAGCCAGCAUUUCUUCCACCUGCUGUUUCAGUGCAGGCACCAGUUUUGCUGGAACUCUGGAGGUCGUAUCCCUGAUAGGUGGAUGAUCAUGACUGCAAAGUCGUAUGUCAUGCUUAAUGAGAUGGAUGUAGCCUGGUUUUGUGCUGAAAAGCUCCUUUGGCAACAUAGCCAGCAGUUCCUCUUGCUGCUCUGGAGGUAGAUGGCUUACAUCUGGCAAAAGCUGCUCCCCAAAGUAAGAUGGUGGAAAUUUCUCUUGAAGCUCCUCUUCAUCGAUUACAGCUUGAGCCCACAAGUGCAUUGAUGGAACUGGAUGGUCAAUCCACUCCUUCAACAUGUUGAUUUGAAAAACUUGCUGUUUUUACGGCGAUCUGGCAAGUUGAGCUCAUAAGUAACAGGACCUACUUUUCUGUUUACGACAAAAGGCCCCUGCCACUUGGCUAAGAGGCAGCUUUCAGUAGUUGGCAAAAGUAGUAACACUUUUUGUCCUUCCUUAAAGAUCCUCCUAAGAGUUGUUUUAUCAUAGUUCUGCUUUUGACUGUGAGCCAGUUCCUGGAACUGUUCAAGCUUGUCUUUCAUUUUCAACACAAAUGAGAGUGAUGUACAGUUUUUCAGGCCCAGCCCCCUCCCAAGCCUCUUUGAGGACAUCUAGUGGACCCCUGACAGUAUGACCGUAUAAGAAUUGAAAGGGAGAAAACCCAGUAGUUGCUUGAGGUACCUCUCUAUAAGCAAAAAGCAGAAAUGGUAACCACUGAUCCCAGGCUUUCCCCGAGUCUUUUCACAAAUUUAUUCAACAUGGACUUCAGAGUUUAUUAAAACUUUCAUUGAGUCCAUUAGUUUGAGGAUGGUAGGAACUUGUUUUAAUUCCAUUAAUUCCCAAAAGUUUAUAAACUUCCUUCAAUAGGUUGGAAGUGAAGUUUGAACUUUGAUUUGUAAGAAUUUCUCUGGGAAUACCCACCUUAGAAAACAUCUGUAUUAGACAGAUGUCUUAGCUAUUUGGCGGGCUUUAAUUAUUCUUAAUGGGAAAGCUUCCGGGUACCUAGUCGCAUAAUCACACACAACUAGAAUGUAUCUAUGGCCUGAGCUACUUCUCUCCAAUGGCCCAACAAUGUCCAUAGCAAUACGAGAGAAGGGGGUGUCUAUUACCAGCAUAGGAAUAAGUGAUGCUCUGUCACUUUUCUUACUUGGAGCUAUCAACUGACACUGUGGACAUGAUUCGAAGUAUUUAACAGUAUCUGAAAACUAUUGAGGCCAGAAAAAAAAACGAUCCGACAUUCUGGAGAAUGUCAAAUCGUUUGACAUAGGGUGGGUCAUUUAGAAGGAACAGCAACCUCAGAAGAAGGUUUUAUUAUUUACUUUACACAACAAUAUAUCUGUGUAUUAUUUAGCCAUAUAUUUUUAUCCCAUGAUGAUGCAUGAUUUGAAUUUUUUGCUUUUAUUAGUUAUUAAUUGAAAUUCAAUAAAACCAGGCUUACAGUGGGUAUGGAAAGUAUUCAGAACCCUUUAAUUUUUUCACUCUUUCAUUGUAGUCAUUUUUCAUAUUAUUUCUUAGAAAAGUGCAAGUAAUUCAUGAGAUUUUUUUUUCUAUUUUGACAGAACCCCCCAGCCACAAAUGUAGAUUUAUUUUUUGUAUUAGAAAAGAAUACACAGUCAUAUCACACAGUCAUUUGCUGAGCAAAGGUCAGUAAAUACUGACCCUUUGAGCUGGUGCAGCCAUGAGUUCUUGGGAAUGAUGCCACAAACUUUUCACACCUGGAUUUGGGGAUCCUCUGCCAUUCUUCCUUGCAGUUCCUCUCCAGCUCCCUCUGGUUGGAUGGUGAACGUUGGUGGGGUCAUUUUAGGUCUCUCCAGAGAUGAGUAAUUGGAUUUAGGUCAGGGCUCUAGCUGGGCAAGUCAAAAUGGUCUCAGAGUUGUAAGGAACCAA
Molecule: messenger RNA, 9562 nt
Organism: Poeciliopsis prolifica (blackstripe livebearer)
Lineage: Eukaryota; Metazoa; Chordata; Actinopteri; Cyprinodontiformes; Poeciliidae
Product: epidermal growth factor receptor substrate 15-like 1
Exons: 26
Coding region: 33-2786 (917 amino acids)
Biological process (GO): endosomal transport; endocytosis
Cellular component (GO): clathrin coat of coated pit; plasma membrane; cytoplasm
Molecular function (GO): calcium ion binding; cadherin binding
Source: RefSeq, a predicted model, not a curated record